Messenger RNA from Wyeomyia smithii (pitcher-plant mosquito), 4196 nucleotides. It is a transcript of the gene Mmp2, whose product is annotated as matrix metalloproteinase-2. Lineage: Eukaryota; Metazoa; Arthropoda; Insecta; Diptera; Culicidae. Gene Ontology annotation, cellular component: extracellular matrix. Gene Ontology annotation, biological process: collagen catabolic process; proteolysis; extracellular matrix organization. The record is from RefSeq and is a predicted model, not a curated record. Gene Ontology annotation, molecular function: zinc ion binding; metalloendopeptidase activity. The transcript has 7 exons. The coding region runs from base 1000 to 3087 and encodes 695 amino acids.
AGUAUUGCGUUGUCCCUCGGUCGGAUCGCAAGCGGUAACUUUGGUGUGGUUUGCUUUCGUGUCGCGCGCGCUUUGAUGAACAACAUUUACGUACGGAACACUUUCGGAAGCCGCAGUUUACCGCUAAUUUUCGGCGAAAUUUGUUGACACAAUGCGUAGAGGUUAGCAAAUCGAGGCGGUGCUUCCGCAUCGGGGUUACCGGAGUUUAUUUUCGUUCUGUUUUGACGAGCCAUCGUCGUAAUGGAAGCUUGCAACAGGGGAAACUUCGGAGGGAAGCGCCUGCGCGUGUUCACCUAAUUGUCAGUGAACGCGAUUUUGUUGUUGUUGCAUGGUCCACUGGUGGACGAGUGUUCAGUUUGUAACGAAAUUACCUAGUAAAAAUCAAUCCUUAUCAGCUGAUGCGUUCCGAAAUCGUUAAGGUGUUGUGUAAAGUAUUUCGGUUUGUUUCGACAUACCGGCAACGAACCCGAAGCCAACCCGAAUUCGCUCCAGUGCUGCACGUAGUAGAUUAAGUUUUGAAGUUCAAAAGGUAAACAGACCGUGUGUGGAUGAUUCAUCGUUGCUAUUAGGCGCCGAAAGGGGCGAAGGGGUUUUUAUGAAUGAAAGGAAUCCACUUUCCGACAACAUCGACGCCAGGAUUCUGCACACAUUUGCUUUUCCCCCUCGGCUGUAGUUUAUUAUCCUUCCUUCGGUUUUGCUUCGUAGCUUUGAAGAUGCCGGUUGUGCUAGUUGCAGUAAUCCAAGUGCGAUUAAAUUGAAGAAAGUAAAAGUAAAGUUUUAGUGCGAUUAGUGUUUUAGCUAAUAAGCUGGUUUAAAGCUUCGGUGCGAAAAAGUGGCUAGCAACUUGUGGUGUUCGAGUGAAUCCAGUUGCUGCUCAACUGCCUCGCGGCUAAAAGCAGCGAGUCGAAAACGGUUCGGAAGAGCCGGUUUUCGAGUGAUAUAAGAAGUGCUGCAGAAAAAAAAGGCUCUAUUCGAGCAGUGCCUGAAUAAGCAAGUAAAAUGCAAUCAAUGGCCCGUGGUGAUAAAUGUGGGCGAAUCGCGCGUCCACAACGGAGGGAUAUCUUCGUGCUGUUGCAUUUCGGUGCAUUGCUCCUGAGCUGCUGCUGCGUUUCCGGUAAACCGCUCGAGAAUCGGCACAAAUCGUGGGACUUCGAUGAUAAUGUGCAAAACUACUUGAUGGAGUUUGGAUACUUGCCGAAAUCGAACAUCGAAACGGGGAAUCUCCGCACGAUGGACCAGCUGAAGGAGGCUGUCAGACAGUUGCAGUCCUUUGCCAAUUUGAAUCCGACGGGUGAAAUCAACCAGGAGACUUUGGCACUGAUGCGACGGCCCCGCUGUGGAGCUCCAGAUCUGCCAAGCUCUCGGGACUUUCUUCCGUCCAACACCUUGAAUGGAGUGUUCGAGUUUCAGCGGCACAGGCGGCAACGACGCUUCGUGAUCCAGGGCCAGAAGUGGGAGCAUCCCAUCGUAACUUGGAGCUUGGUGAACCAAUCGAUGGUAGAUUUGGAUGCUGGUCAGGUGAGGCGAGUCCUACACGAAGCACUGGACUUGUGGGCUCAAAAUGCAAAUCUUACCUUUCGCGAGGUGUAUAGCAGCGAAGCGGAUAUUCAGGUUUUAUUCGCCCGUCAAUUCCACGGCGAUGGAUACAGAUUCGAUGGACCUGGAAAAAUUCUAGCACAUGCAUUCUACCCUGGAACCGGUAUUGGCGGGGACGCACACUUUGAUGAGGAAGAAACGUGGCUUUUGAAUGAACCCCUCGGAACCGAUGGUACUCGUCUCUUUGACGUUGCGGUUCAUGAGUUUGGACACUCGCUAGGUUUAGGACAUUCAUCCGUGAAAGAUGCCAUCAUGUUCCCGUGGCAUCACGUAUCCUAUCGAGGUAAAGAUACCAUUCCGGAAGAUGAUCGGCUAGGAAUCCAGGGUAUCUACGGUCCCAAGAAGAAAACCUACGGUCGAAAUCCGGAAAGGCACACCCCAGCGACGACUACAACUACAACAACGACUACCCCUGCUCCGCCGCGCCGACCAUCCACCAAAAGAUACUACCCCCGAAAAGACCACAAUGGGCACCCAUGGGAAGACUUACCGCCGAACGUUCCGGUUCAACCGUGGAAAACUACUACGACGACCGAAAUCCCCCGACGACGUGUUUACUACCCAGAUCGACCACGGGGCGUCGGAACAGAUUAUCCGACUCCUCGUGUUCACCACGAAGAGCGACCGUACACCCGUGAACCGGAUACCGAAGCUCCGCAUCACAUUCCAACACCAACCAAAAUUCAUCAUCAUCACCAUCACCAUCAUCAUCCUCGAACACAGCAUCCGGCUACGCGACCGCCAUUGCCACGGGUACCAAACCCGUGCGACACCAGCUACGACGCCAUCACGCUCAUCCGCAAUGAACUGUUCAUCUUCAAAGAUCGCUAUCUAUGGCGAAUCUUCGAAAACGACGUCCAGAACCGACCACCAAUCGAGAUCGAUCGGAUGUUCUUCGGGCUGCCGAAGGAUUUCGAACGAAUCGACAGCGUUUACGAGAACAAGCAUCAGAAAAUAUUGUUCUUCAUAGGGAAGCAAUACUACGUCUUCAAUUCUCAACAUUUAGAGCCGGGAUACCCGAAACCGUUAACACAUUUGGGACUGCCAGAGAGCAUCGAACGUAUCGAUGCCGCACUCGUUUGGAGCUAUAAUAACCGAACGUAUCUUUAUAGUGGUCGACUAUAUUGGAGAUUCGACGAGGAUACGAACCACGUAGAACUGGACUACCCAAGAGACAUGUCGAUGUGGAAGGGCGUCGGCUACAACAUCGAUUCGGCUUUUCAAAACAGGGACGGAAAAACGUACUUCUUCAAAGGUAAAGGCUACUGGCGAUUCAACGAUCUGCGAAUGAGUGUCGAUCACGCAGAUCCGCACUCGUCGGCACACAAGUGGAUGAAGUGCCAGCGAGAGCCAAUCAUCGACACUACCACUGAGGAAAUGCAGGUCAGCGCGGCCUGCACUUUGGUGAGGUGGAACUUCGCACAUAGUUUUGUUCUAGCACUACUAGUGGUAAUUAGUCUAAAUGGAGCGCUUGGAGAGACAUUGAUGUGAAACAACUUGAGACUUUUCAUUCGAUACGACUAAAUUAGCUUCUAAUUAUACAAUUUCAUCUAAAGUUGAAUAAGUUUUUGAAAAAGCUUAAAGCGAGAUACUCGCGAAGAACGAGAAAAACACGUCACUGCCGGAAUCAAAGUAUUUUUCCAUCACCAUGACAAACUUUUGAAGUUCGUGCAAUAUUUCAUAGACCAAGUUUAGGAAUAAAUUUUAGGAAUUUUGGCACUAUAUAUCAGACAGAGCUUUUUCGUGAGUUGACAAAAGUUGAAAUUGAUUCAACACGCAGUAGAAAAAUUCCAGCAUAGAUUUAGCUAACCUAAAAACCCAUUUUUGUCAGCAUUAGACUAUUCGAAUAUCGAUUGACUAGAAUUUAUUCCAGGUUUAACUAGGCUUAGAACCAAUUGUGUACAAUACUAUAACUGCAGUUGUAAAAAAAUAAUCACACUAAGUUUAUUCACUUAUUACCAAUUUCUAGGUUGUAAUGUAGAAAAUAAAUCAUAACGAACGAUAAGCAAAGGUUGAAUUAAGUACGCUGUGAUAUGCGAGUUUACAAUGUCAUAACAUUUAUAAACAGAAGACCCAUUUUUUGUUUGCGUUCUCUCCAGCAACACUACGCCUCUAUGCCACUGCGUACAAUCGCUAAAACAUAUGAUGCUUAAUCAUAAAACCAUAAAUACUUUAACGAUAAACAAUGCGAAAUAUAAUUUCCUUUGCUUAGUAGCAACCAACAUACACCAAUGACAUUCGAUUUUACAAUACAUAAAAGAUCGGUUUUAGAAUGGAUUAAGCUUACACCCUACGAGCCCCGAUUUAGUUAUACAAGAAAUCUAAAGUUAUACGAGAAACUAAGUGAGAUUGUCAAAGUUACGACGAUAACCCAUUUAUCUGUUCUGAUAGUUUUUAAAUAAUUUAUCAUGACCCAUCUCUUUAGAACAUACGUACAUUAGCAUAGCACAAAUUUUCAAACGUAAUACUUUGAUGUAACAAACAAUGACGCAGUUGUAGCUGGAAAGAACUUCAAACGAAUUUCGGACAGUAAUAAUGUUAAGCUAAAAUAGUUUUCCUCAGUUGGGAUGAAUAAACAAUAAAAACUAGAAAAUGCUCCA